Molecule: messenger RNA, 1256 nt
Organism: Panonychus citri (citrus red mite)
Lineage: Eukaryota; Metazoa; Arthropoda; Arachnida; Trombidiformes; Tetranychidae
Product: death-associated inhibitor of apoptosis 1-like
Exons: 1
Coding region: 132-1256 (374 amino acids)
Cellular component (GO): cytoplasm; nucleus
Source: RefSeq, a predicted model, not a curated record
AGCCUAAAGUUGUUAGGGGUGGGGAAUACAAGUAUCAGUGAAUACCAGUUCUAGAAUGAGACAACACAUGCGCAAAGUAAGUAUGAGUAUGCGCGUGUAUAGAGAGAGCGAGACUUGAAUAUAAAUACCAAAUGUUUGUAUUGUUGACCGUCACUUUCAUUUCAAACUCGAAAGAUUCAACAUCUCAAGUAUCUUUUUUCCCUCUCUUGAUAAAAUCAAAUAUGCUUAACGCAAGUAACAAUUUAGAUACUUAUGCUUCUGAGCAAGCUCGAUACGAAAGCUUUUUCAGAUCAACAUGGGGAACGGAGAUUUCAUAUCGAACAGAACUAGCGCGUGAUGGUUUUUACUAUACAGGAAUAUCCCGUCAAGUUAAAUGUUUUUUCUGUGGAUAUAUCUACCACGCCUCCUUCUUACAAGAUCUACACUGGAUUGAACAUUGUCUUCAUUCAUCAGAUUGUCCUUUCAUACAAGGUCUACCCUGUGGUAACAUACCAAGAGCUGUAUCAACUGUUGUUCUACAAGAAAAUACUCCACUAACGGUCAUGGUCAACUAUGAUAGCCAGGAAUCAAGGGUAGUUCAGAAUGACCAUACUGUUCAAUCCGAAGACAACGUUGCAGAAAAUCGAGUUAUAGUAAUAAACCAAAUUGAAGGAGAAGAUGUAGUUGAUGACUACCCAAGGACAGAGAAUAAUGAUCUGACAGCUGAAAUAUCUAAUAUGGUUUCAGAAAAUGAAAACUCUAACGAUCUUCCAGUAAUUGAAAGAACCAACCGUCGAUUUCCUAGAGUAUCUAGACGUACAACAAGAAAUAGGUUAAUAACAUUUUCAGAAUCAUCUAAUCGAAGACGUUAUUUUCAACCAGUGAACCUACAGUUCAGAUCAUUGCACGCGCGACUUGAAAGUUUCUCAAACUGGCCCAUUCAUGAUACGAUUUCAUCGGAAGAACUUGCUGAGGCUGGAUUCUUUUAUACCAGAAUAUAUGAUCAUACUAGGUGUUUCAAUUGCAAUGGGACUAUAUCAAACUGGGAGAGAGGAGAUAAUGCAUGGGCAGUCCACGCAUAUUACUUCCCUAGAUGCUCUUAUCUAUAUUUGAAGCGGGGACAGAUGUUUGUAGAUAAUAUUAAUUCUCCAAAAGAUACAGCUUCCCCUUUAACAGAAGUCCCACAAGCAUCGGAUGAUAAGGAUAGAUACACUUGCAAAAUAUGCCUCGAUAAAGAAAUAGGCACAGUGUUCGCCCCAUGUGAUCUCCUGCACUGA